CGCGGUCCGAUGAGGUGGGGGGUGUGGUUACCGCCUGUAACCAGCGAACGCCCUCGAUCAUCGCGCUGUCUCCUCCCCAUCCUUCGAUCGGAAACCCUAACCUUUAAAGAUUUGGGGGACGAGGAGGGAAGGGGAGGUUUCGAACCCUGGCUGAUCGAGCUGGGGCUGGUGUUUUCGUCCUCUCUUCGUCUCUUUGGGGCUAACCCUAGCUUAGCGGGCUUGGAGUGCUGAGUUGUCUAUAUAGUACCCAUCAUGGUGGCUGCCGCGGCUACCGCAGCGUUCUUCCCUGUUCCAUCCUCCUCGUCUUCCUCAUCUUCGUCAUCAACAUCCUCAGCAGCUAAACCGCCUUCUGUUUCUUUUGGUCCCAAACCCACAUCUUCUAAUGUUGGUUUGCAAGUGAAGGCUAAUGCCCAAGUUGCCACCAAGAUCAAUGGCGCCAAUACCGGGCCGAAAGCUAACCCUACAAUGGUUGGAGACGACCCCCCUUCUUCUUAUCUGGCCCCGAGAACGUUUUACAACCAAUUGCCUGAUUGGAGCGUUCUGCUUGCUGCCAUUACUACCAUGUUCUUGGCUGCUGAGAAGGAAUGGACUCUUCUUGACUGGAAGCCCAAGAAGCCCGACAUGCUUUCGGAUGCUUUUGGUCUUGGGAAGAUUAUUGAGAAUGGACUUGUUUAUAGGCAGAGCUUUUCUAUAAGGUCAUAUGAAAUUGGGGCGGAUAAAACAGCUUCUAUAGAGACGUUAAUGAAUCAUUUACAGGAAACAGCUCUAAAUCAUGUGAUGUGCGCUGGACUCAUGGAGGGUGGAUUUGGUUCAACGCCAGAGAUGAGUAAAAGGAAUCUGAUUUGGGUUGUUACCAAGAUGCAAGUUCUUGUUGAUCGUUAUCCUUCUUGGGGUGAUGUUAUUGAAGUAGAUACUUGGGUUAGUUCAUCCGGAAAGAAUGGCAUGCGCAGGGACUGGCAUGUUCGUGACCGUCGAACAGGGCAAACUAUUAUGAGAGCCACCAGUAAUUGGGUGAUGAUGAACAAACAAACAAGGAAGCUAUCCAAGUUUCCUGAAGAAGUUAGAGCUGAAAUAGGACCCUACUUUAUAGAGCAGGACCCUGUUAUUAAUGAGGACAACAGGAAAAUUCCUAAGCUCAAUGAUGACACUGCAGAUCAUGUUCGCAGGGGUCUAACUCCUCGAUGGAGUGAUUUAGAUGUCAACCAACAUGUGAACAAUGUUAAAUAUAUUGGGUGGAUCCUGGAGAGUGCUCCCAUGUCAAUUGUGGAGAAUCACGAGCUUGCAAGCAUGACGUUGGAGUACAGGAGGGAGUGCGGUAGGGACAGCGUCCUGCAGUCCCUUUCCGCAGUCUCAGCAGCGGAAACCUCUGUCGAGUGCCAGCAUCUGCUUCGUCUCGAGAGUGGGUCCGAGAUUGUGAAGGGCCGUACAGAGUGGAGGCCCAAGAACCGAGGCCUGUGAAAGUUGGAAGGCCAUGGAGCGUAAUGCUAUUUUGCCGAUCUCCUGUAUAUUAUAUGCCUCAUUACCUGAUUAUAUAAGUUUUUAAGUUCAAAUUGAUUUUGUUCAUUGUUUGAUUGAUUUUUGCAUCGAGCAGUCCUGUAUGAUUGUUGUUCAGAUGUACAGCUAUUUUUUUUCCUGACAAGGGGAGCAGAAAAUGAAUAUACUUAUUAUAAUUGGGUGUGUCUGUGUUUGUAGAUUUUGUAUUGAAGAAAGAAAACUGAGCAAUUAUUUUUUU
This is a messenger RNA of Asparagus officinalis (garden asparagus), 1732 nucleotides long. Its product is annotated as palmitoyl-acyl carrier protein thioesterase, chloroplastic-like. The coding region runs from base 253 to 1458 and encodes 401 amino acids. The record is from RefSeq and is a predicted model, not a curated record. Gene Ontology annotation, molecular function: fatty acyl-[ACP] hydrolase activity; acyl carrier activity. The transcript is spliced from 7 exons. Gene Ontology annotation, biological process: fatty acid biosynthetic process. Lineage: Eukaryota; Viridiplantae; Streptophyta; Magnoliopsida; Asparagales; Asparagaceae.